This is a messenger RNA of Ornithodoros turicata, 2279 nucleotides long. Its product is annotated as O-acyltransferase like protein-like. Lineage: Eukaryota; Metazoa; Arthropoda; Arachnida; Ixodida; Argasidae. Bases 19 to 2226 code for a protein of 735 amino acids. The transcript has 15 exons. The record is from RefSeq and is a predicted model, not a curated record. Gene Ontology annotation, molecular function: acyltransferase activity, transferring groups other than amino-acyl groups.
GCCAAUGACACGACCAGCAUGAUGAAGCGGGUUCUACAUUACGCCCUGCCUACGGUACAGAAGUCCUUAUCGCAUCCCAACGUGUCCGAUGAGUGUGCCCAGAGCUUAUUUCACAUUAUGAGGGCACUGCUCAGCUUGGACAUGUCUGCGUUACGAUUGUUGGAUUCCAGUGGGAAGUUCCCGUCAGGACUCCUUGAAGGUUCGACGGCCGCCCUUGGCGCGUAUGACGAAUGUCUUUCAACUGUCCUGCGGACCAGUGAAGGCCAGCCACUCUACAGGGGCAAGUACUGCAACAUGUACAUAAAACCGAUACGGUCUGCCGUAAUGGACAGACUCCUCGGACAACUGACACGUCAUGCUGCUGUCAAGAAUCGCUUCAACGUUACGAGUAUCUACGAGGCUCUGAAGAAAGGUCGAAUACACGGCUUGAGGUUCGGACUCUGUGCGCCGUCUACUUGUACUUCCAAGGAACUGGAGCUGAUCCUCUCACCUCUGACAGAGCUGGUAAGUGCCACCGUACUCAUCACAAGCUGCAGGACAGAGGAGCCGAUCACGCUGAACCCAGCCCAUGUUGUUUACAUCUUCAUCUUCACUGUACUGCUGCUCAUGUUGGCUAUGGGAACAAGCGUGGAUGUACUCAUCCGUUACAAGUCGAAAUCGAAGCCAGGACUGGACGCUUGUAGGGAGUGUAAGUUUUUCCUUUUCUGUUUCCCUCCUCCUCCUUUCGUCACCGCCAACGUCAUCGUCACUUGUCAAUGCACUUGCAUCGAUGCAGAGUCUGAUGUUCCACGUGACAUAAAGCGGGACGUUCAUGCGGAGUGGGACUCCGCAACAAAAUCACCACAGAGCAUCGUCCCAUGUUUUUUUUUCUUUUCUUUUUUUCUUAAUACAGCGCUGCUAUUCAAGGUUCCGCUCUGCUUCUCGGCAAUAUCUAACACGGAGAGCCUCCUGAAGGCAGUGGACGACGACAGAAAGCAGUUGAAAUGCAUCAACGGCCUCCGCUUCUUCUCUGCGGCCUGGGUUAUCCUCGGUCACACAUACAGCGUCUUAGAUCCCCACAUUCUGGGAAGAGCGCUCGGGAUAUUUGAAAUGACCCACCAACUGUUAUUCUGCAUAAUUGCUAACGCUUAUCCUAGUGUGGAAACCUUCUUCGUCAUAAGCGGGUUCCUGCUCGUAUACCAGCUCUAUCCAAAGUUCAAGGACACCAAGAAGAAAAUUCGCUUGCUGCUGGUUGCUGAAAUAAGACGUUACGUAAGGAUAACGACGCCAAUGAUGUUACUUCUCGGCCUCAUAUUCUUGUACCCCCUGGUGGUCCACGGGCCUGCAGCCGACGAAUGGCUCCCCAUUAAAAUUGGAAACUGUUAUCGCAACUGGAUGGCAAUGCCUCUGCACUACAACAACUGGCUCACCCAUGCCGACAUUUGCUCCGGUCACCUGUGGUACCUGGCAUGCGACAUGCAGAUCUUUACUGUGGUACUUGUGCUCUGCAUGAUAUUGGCGCAGAGUCCGCGGGCGGGGACGUGCAUCAUGGUCCUCGUCGCACUCCUCUGCAAUGGUGCUAUCGCAUACCUCACAUACGUCAUGCAGAUUGGACCAUCUCGUGUCAGCUCUGGUGGUGACGUCAACAAGAUGAUGAAGGCCCUGGACUUGAUCCAUCAGAGGCCGUUCCCGCACGUGGCGUCUUAUAUCAUGGGAGCACUCACUGGAUUCGCCAUCUUGAAACGUGGCCAGGCACAGAUAUCGAAAGUAACAUGCGUGGUCUUGUGGCUCUCUGCAACGGUCUGCUGCCUUUACGGUGUGUUCGGUGCUUUCAAAUGGCAGAUGGGAAAUCCACCCGUUGGAGCCGAUGUGAUCUUCUAUAACGGUAUCCACAGAAGUGCAUUUGCCUUCGGAAUAUGCUGGGUUAUCUACGCAUGUAUUACCGGACACGCCCGACUCGUGAACCGUCUGCUUUCAUGGAACGCUUUGCUCCUGUUGGGCCGUCUCACCUUUUCCGUCUACCUCGUUCACUUUUUCGUCAUUGUGACAUCAGUAGCCAUGACACGGGAACGCAUCUACAUUUCCCACUGGUUCCUGGUGAGAAGCUUUUUCGGCAACAUGGUGCUAAGUUACAUCUUCGGCUACCUCUUCUACCUCACCUGCGAAAAGCCGUUCGUAAACCUCGAGAAUAUCGUAUUCGGCCGCAGAGACGCGAAUAAAGCGCACAUCACCAAGACCGCUGGGUGACCCAUAAGAAGUGACGAUCAGCUAUAGAGUGCGUAGUAAUGCGCUGUUUAUAG